GGCGUGAGACACAGACACACAGGCUGGUAGCCGAGGACCUCGCGUACAUGCGCGCGCGCGUGUGUAUGUAUGUGUGUGCGCAUGUGUGUAUGUGUGUAAACCGGGACUUUUGGAGGGACUUCUGGAGGGACUUCAUUAUCAGACCAAGACAAAGAGUCGCGUUCGAGACGUCCUGAGGCACACUGUAACGGAAAGUUGAAACUUUUCGGCGCCGCUAUAGCUCGCGCUGCCGCGCCGGUCCCCGGCUUUGUCUCUACACAGCGGAGCGCGACGCUACAUGCGGGAGUGAAAACCGACAUCCGCUCGAGAUUUUAAUCACCAGAGGGGAAGCGGUCGCUGCGCGUUCGCUGGGAGGAGAGAGAGAGAGAGAAAGAGUGAGAGAGAGAGAGAAUGGCGGCCAAUAUGUACCGCGUCGGAGAUUACGUGUACUUCGAGAACUCGUCCAGUAAUCCUUACCUGAUCCGUCGAAUAGAAGAACUCAACAAGACGGCCAAUGGAAACGUAGAAGCCAAGGUCGUGUGUCUCUUCAGGAGGAGAGAUAUAUCUAGCAAUCUCAACACUUUGGCUGACAGCAAUGCCAGAGACUUUGAGGAGGAGUCCAAGCAGCCACUAAUCACUGAUCAACAGAAACACCAGCUUAAACACAGAGAACUGUUCCUGUCCCGACAGUUUGAGUCUCUUCCUGCCACACACAUACGAGGGAAAUGUAACGUCACACUCCUGAACGAGACGGAUGUUUUAACAGGCUAUCUAGAGAGAGAGGACUGUUUCUUCUACUCGUUGGUGUUUGACCCGGUUCAGAAAACCCUGCUGGCUGACCAGGGCGAGAUCAGGGUGGGCUCCAAAUAUCAAGCUGAGAUUCCUGACAAAUUGGCAGAAGGGGACUCGGACAAUCGAGUACAAGAGAAACUGGAAACGAAGGUAUGGGAUCCAGAUAACCAGCUGAAGGACUCUCAGAUAGAUCAGUUCCUGGUGGUGGCCCGGGCUGUGGGGACUUUUGCCCGUGCCUUAGACUGCAGCAGCUCCAUCCGCCAACCAAGUCUGCACAUGAGUGCAGCAGCUGCGUCCAGAGACAUCACCCUGUUCCAUGCCAUGGACACACUGCAGAAGAACAGUUAUGACUUGGCCAAGGCCAUGUCCACACUGGUGCCGCAGGGCGGCCCUGUGCUCUGCCGUGACGAGAUGGAAGAGUGGAGCGCCUCAGAAGCCAUGUUAUUCGAGGAAGCACUGGAGAAAUACGGAAAGGACUUCAAUGACAUUCGCCAGGACUUUUUGCCUUGGAAGUCAUUAGCCAGCGUUGUUCAGUUCUAUUACAUGUGGAAGACCACAGACCGUUAUAUCCAGCAGAAAAGACUGAAGGCUGCAGAAGCAGAUAGUAAACUGAAACAGGUUUACAUCCCCACCUACACCAAGCCCAAUCCUAACCAGAUUAUGGCUCCUGGUAACAAACCCGGGAUGAACGGAGCUGCAGGCUUUCAAAAAGGCCUGUGCUGCGAGAGCUGCCAUACUGCUCAGUCUCCUCAGUGGUAUGCUUGGGGUCCUCCUAACAUGCAGUGUCGACUUUGCGCCUCCUGCUGGAUUUACUGGAAGAAAUAUGGUGGGUUGAAGACACCCACUCAGUUAGAGGGCGCUACAAGAGCUGGCUCGGACGCACCCUCACGUAGUCACAUGACUCGUCAGGAAGUGCAGGGCAUGUCCCCGUUCACCAAUAGCGCCGGUAGAGCCAAGCUUUUGGCAAAAAAUCGGCAAACGUUUAUUCUGCAGACCACCAAGCUGACCCGCAUCGCUCGUCGGGUGUGCCAGGACAUCCUGCAGUCACGUCGUGCUGCCCGCCGCCCUUACGCAUCAAUCAACGCCAAUGCCGUCAAAGCAGAGUGUAUGAUCAGACUCCCUAAAGUGGCAAAAAGUGCUAUAAAGAACCGCCCUGUUCCACGACCAUCUCUCGUUAACAUAGUCAAAGAAUUGGCUGUCCAGGCUCCCCUUAAACUCAAAGCUCCUAGAGGUGCUCCCACCCCAAUCAACCGUAACCAGGCCAACCAACCCCGCAGUGCAACUGCCCUGCUUGGCAAGAGACCCUUCGAAAGUGGGGUAGGCCAUUCGUUCUCCACCAACGGGAGGCCCUUUAUGAGCGGCAUGAGGACGACCGCCCAAUCCGUCAUAAAGCGCCAGAGAGUCAGUCAGGCAGAUGCCCCAAAUCCUGUAGUCUUUGUGGCUACUAAAGAAACCAGGGCCCUGAGGAAACACCUUUCUCAGGGUGAGAUGAGACGAGCAGCUAGGAAACCCAACAUCCCUGUCAGAGUGAAACUUCCUCUGCCACCACGGCCAAUUCCUGUCCCCGUUCUGCCCUCCAGCACCAGCGAGCCAAUCGUGCUGGAGGACUAAUGACAUUUCUUUUAGGCUGCAUCACCUCAAAUCUCCCUAUCUUUAUGCCCUCCUUUCUUCCCCCCCCCCCUCUUUAUUCCCCACAAAAAAAGAAACCUGUGUGCUGUCUUCCCCUCUCAUUUAUCAUAAGAAAUAUCCUUUCAUUUUUUUGCUUGUCCAUAUCUAUUUUCUAUCAUUUCUUAUUCAAUUUUUUCAUAUGGUCAUUCAACCUGUGAGCUUUAUAAAGAAACCGAGGAGCUUAUGCCCCACAUAAUCACACAGCAGCACACAUCAAGCUUUCAUCAUGGACUUCGUAGUGUUUUAUUCCUAUAGUAUUGCACAGACACACACCUUCCUCCCCUUCCUUAUCUUUUUUUUUAAAUGCCGAAUAUUUUUAACUGUGUAAUUUAAAUCUGAUAAUGCGCAACAUGAAAUGAUGGUGAUAAAGCACACUUUAUUUUUGUCCUCCAGGUCUAUCUUUAUUUGUGUAAAUAUUAACAUUUUUCAGGAGUGAUAUCUUUAAUGCUGGUGUGGUAAGGGGGUGGGUUUUUUUUUGGGAGGGGGGGGUCUGGCAUGUCUCUUAUUUGUUCUUUCUCUUUGUUUAUACAAAUUCAGUAUGUAAGUGCUCCUUUUCUUCACACUUUAGUCAAUCUAAUGGUUGGAAAGCUGUAGUGUUUCUUUUAGUGGCUUUGUUCUAUUUACCCCAGUCUCGAAGUGUCCCAUUUGAUUAAUCCUUAAACGAGCUCAAGUAGACCACAGGGCACAGGAUGGCAUCGGGGUCAGCUCUACUCCACGUGACCUGGAUCGGUGGAUUGAAGUUCAGGACGGCUUUUAUUUAUGGCCCUCUUCUCCUCUCUUGUGUUUUUCUUGUUCAAUAUGUGAUUUCUCAUUUCUCUGCAAUAAGAAAUAAUGACAAAAAACCCACAUUUGAUGUACACUGAUGUGUUGUAGGCAUCUAUUUGAAAUGUUUUCUAGGUGCAAACGGUGACAGGAUGCUGAAGGCCCCUAUAAAGGUUAAAGGUGUUAGAAUGAAGUGGUGGGAGGGAGCUGGGUGGGCUGAGGCUGGUCAGAGAAACCCUGUGGCAGCUUCUGGUUUUUCAGGGUUUUUUGUUAUGGGUUUUUUUUUUUUUUUUUUUUUAAAUAGCUUUUCUUACCAGUAAAUGGUUGGUCUCAAUCAGUUCAGCCUCUGCCUCAUUUUUGGUCUUUUAUUUCUUGCCCAUUGUAUCAAUGAAAUAAUAAACAAAGCCAUACAGUUUUACGUUUUCAGUUAUGUGUUUGCCAAGAGGGUCAGGACUUGAUGUAAUCCAGUGGCUUACUUACAAAAUGGCGCUGGCUGGAAGGUAACAUAGUGACUAGAUAAUGUAGUUAGGAAAAUGAGAGAGAAAGGACAUUUUCUUUGCCUAUGAUGUACGAUUGGGUUCUUAGUAAUGGCUCUAAUAGGUUGUAGACUGCUUUGAUAUUGAAUCAUGUCCUCAUUUAUGGCUUCAUUUGUGCUUCUUAAUGAAUGAAUGAGUGGAUGACUCUCAUUCGCUGGGUGAUUUGUCAACCACUGAAUGAGCUCUACACAAUAUUCUCUUGUACAUUGUUUUUUUUUUCUCCCUAGUGUUGGGGUUUUUGUAAGAUUUCUUAAACUGAGCGUGCACUGCACACUAAAAUUUAAAAUAAACGUUGACCUGUC
Messenger RNA from Ictalurus furcatus (blue catfish), 4039 nucleotides. RefSeq names its product metastasis associated 1 family, member 2 (gene mta2). Gene Ontology annotation, molecular function: transcription corepressor activity; sequence-specific DNA binding; histone deacetylase binding. The coding region runs from base 391 to 2382 and encodes 663 amino acids. Lineage: Eukaryota; Metazoa; Chordata; Actinopteri; Siluriformes; Ictaluridae. The record is from RefSeq and is a predicted model, not a curated record. Gene Ontology annotation, biological process: negative regulation of transcription by RNA polymerase II. The transcript has 18 exons. Gene Ontology annotation, cellular component: nucleoplasm; NuRD complex.